Messenger RNA from Laccaria bicolor S238N-H82, 585 nucleotides. RefSeq lists its product as uncharacterized. The record is from RefSeq and is a predicted model, not a curated record. The annotation marks the transcript as partial. The transcript has 4 exons. Gene Ontology annotation, cellular component: cytoplasm. Lineage: Eukaryota; Fungi; Basidiomycota; Agaricomycetes; Agaricales; Hydnangiaceae.
GGUGCUACAUGCUCUGGAAAAACCACCCUUGCAAAACACAUCAACAACAUCCUACCAGAUAGCGUUAUCAUCCACCAAGAUGUAAGUCGCCUUCAACGCUGCUCACCUCAAGAACUUGUGCCAAUUCACCCUAUUCAUGGAGUGCAGGACUGGGACGCCGCACCUGGCGCAAUUUCCUGGCCUCGUUUAAUUGACUUUUUACGAGACGUAAAGUCCACGGGGAAAAUUCCACCUGACCACCGGAGUCAUGAUCACUUGAACGAACAAAAGCAACUAAAGCUGGACGGCGACGUCAAGGCAAAAUGGAUUCAUGAAUUCGCGGAGUUGAAGCAGCAAAGGGAGGCAGCAGGCUUAGAGCAGAUUGUCUGGGGAUUGGUUGACGGCUUUCUUUUGUACUGGCAUCCGGAGGUCAUUCAGCAACUGGACGUGCGCAUAUUCCUCAGAGUUCCCCACGAUACCUUGAAGCAAAGACGACACGAGAGACAUGGUUACCACACCGCAGGAACUUUGUGGCGUGAUCCACCGCAUUACUGGGAAGAAAUUGUAUACCCAGCCUAUCUUGAGGCGCACAAGGAUGUAUUUGAG